AUUUUAUUCAAAAAUAUACACAGCUGAGAAUGAGUUAUCAACUUUAUCCCAAGCCUUUCCAAUUUUGUAAUUGAUUGAAAAUAUUUUUAGAUUAUUAUUUACCUUACCUUCGCCAAGUUGCCGUUCCUAUGAUUCCUCCUUAUAAUCCGAACAAUUACCCUCAACAAUUGAGCUCAUUUUAUCAUUAACUUAUAAUUGGAAACUCAUCAGACAAUUGUAUUGUGAUAGAGGAUGAUAAUGUAUUCUUAAUGUUUAUUAUUACUACUUAGAUUUAACAUCCACUGAACCAAAAUCAAUAAUCAAUAAUUUAAACGUAAACUAAUCGAGACUAGAUAGCUUAAUAGGAUUAGUUGAUGAUUCUAGAAUAGCCAUUAUAGAAACAGAUGAAAUAAAGUGACAAAUUAAAUGAAAAUGAACCACACAUUCGUAUAAGUGUCUUUAAACAGCAUUCAAGCCAAAUUGAUGCUGAAUACAUCCUCUAAUAUGACAGGUAAGUUUCUGAAUAAUAAUCAAUUAGAAUUUUGGGAAAUUAAUACAAAUAGGAAAUAACUAUAGGAAGAAAAAAAUUAUAGGAUGAUAGUUCAGAAAAUUGUGAUAUAUGUAAUUAUUUCAACUCCAAAACUUUAGAUUUGCCUCAUGGCGAUAAAAAUGUUGAAAAACUCCAUUGUAAACUUUCGACAGAAAAAGGAUUCUCGUAUUCAAACCUUCUAACCAAAUCAGUUCUUCUAUUUUUUUCAUUAUUUAAGUCAAAUAAGCAUGCUAGGAAAUUGCCAUUUUCAAUUAAAUAACAUAUCUACUCAUUUAUUAAGUAAUAAUAUUCAUAUCUCUUAGAGAAAAGCCUUAGUUUUAUUUAACAGAUAAUGCAACUAAGACAGGAACAUUCUUAAAAAUUAAGAAGGACAACUUAAAACUUAUGCAAUUACAUAAUACAUAUCUGAUUGGAGCUGAUACAUACUUUCAUAUUAUGGAAAUUAAAUCUAAGCCCAUAAAAAUCAAAUAAAAAAGAACCAAAGAUUUAAAUCAGUUCUACAAUGCUCUUGCAAAAGAACACAUAAGAAAAGGGGCUAAGAUUCAUGGGCUUUCAUUAGAAGAGAGUGAAUAGUUAAAUACUUUAAUAAAUGAAUUCAGAACUAAUAAUUUGAGAUAGAGAGCUCCACACAAAUUAAGUUAAUAUGAUAGACCCUAUUUGAAGUUUGCCUUCAAUAGUCCUUCUAUCAAUUAAAUUCAAACUCAUAUAUUCAUUGCCAAAUAUGAUGAAGAAUAUGUAUUUAAAAUUGGAAGAUCCCAAGAAUGUGAUGUCAUAAUUAAUAUUAAUACUGUUUCUAGAAGAUAAGCACAAAUAAUAUAUAAAAACAAUGAGUAUAUAUUUAUUUAUAUUCAGGUGGUUCAUACAUGAUGGUGAAGGUAUCAGAGAGUCGGCAAAUGGCACAUGGCAAUCUCUCCAAAAUUAUUCAACGAGAAAUCACGAAAAAAAAAUAUAAAGCAAGCCCAGGUUGAUUGAAGACUAAAUGGAGAUCAAAAUAAGUGAGAAUAUUGUUAAGUUUGAUUUUGUAAACUUUGGUGUUACUAAAAAGUAUUUAUUGUAAUCAUUUUAGGCGAAAACUUAAUUAGGCCUUAAUUCAAGAUUUACUUUGGUGAUUCAUUCUUAUAUGUAUUUAAAAAUUCAUCCA
Molecule: messenger RNA, 1670 nt
Organism: Paramecium octaurelia
Lineage: Eukaryota; Ciliophora; Oligohymenophorea; Peniculida; Parameciidae
Source: the annotation of a GenBank genome assembly